Lobosporangium transversale is the source of this 3639-nucleotide messenger RNA. Its product is annotated as tRNA synthetases class I-domain-containing protein. Bases 120 to 3446 code for a protein of 1108 amino acids. Gene Ontology annotation, biological process: valyl-tRNA aminoacylation. The record is from RefSeq and is a predicted model, not a curated record. The transcript is spliced from 9 exons. Lineage: Eukaryota; Fungi; Mortierellomycota; Mortierellomycetes; Mortierellales; Mortierellaceae. Gene Ontology annotation, molecular function: aminoacyl-tRNA deacylase activity; valine-tRNA ligase activity; ATP binding. Gene Ontology annotation, cellular component: cytosol.
GUCAGGACACUGUGACUGUAGAAACCUAAUUGGGCGUAAACAAAAUCGGGGACAAAGGAACAGACACCCUCUUUUCUGCUUCUCGAGCUCUUGAACUCAUUCAUUCUGUUCAUUUCACCAUGUGGCGAGUCAUUGGGAAGCAGUUGCGGCCCAACAGAGGUCAAGCAGAGAGGACGCCCAUAGUCUGCUCUUCCUGUACUCGUCAUUUAUCGCAAAUCAGGCAAAAGAGCUCCCCAGGAUCAAGUAAACCCAGACGGGAACUCGAGAAAUACGACGCUUCUGUUGUGGAAGCUGGAUGGUACGAAUGGUGGGAAUCACAAGGUUUUUUUACACCAAGAACAGCUUCCGCUGUGGGGUCGGCCGAUGGUCUUAAUGAGGCUGGAAGAGGCAAAUUAUCAGCUGACUCUGUCCCUCAGUUUACAAUGCUCACUCCUCCACCUAAUGUCACAGGGUAUCUCCACAUUGGGCACGCGCUCACCGCCUCAAUUCAGGACUCGCUUGUACGCUGGCGUCGCAUGCGGGGUGAGAGCGUCUCCUGGAUUCCAGGAAUGGAUCAUGCUGGCAUCAGCACACAAACAGUGGUCGAAAAGAAACUGAUGCGCGAACGCAACUUGACACGGCACGACCUGGGUCGUGAUGCGUUUAUUGAGAAAAUUUGGGAAUGGAAACAGCUACAUGGCGACAAAAUCAUACAGCAAUGGAAGAGGUUAGGGGCUUCUAUGGAUUGGAACCAAAGUUUUUUCACCUUGGAUGAGACAAGAACAGAGGCGGUCAAAUCAGCAUUCAUCCAACUCUUCCGAAAUGGUCACAUCUAUCGCGAUACAAGGCUUGUCAACUGGUGUUGCGCUCUGGAAACUGUGAUAUCAGAUAUCGAGGUUGAUUAUGAAGAUAUUCAAGGCAAAACCAUGCUCAAUGUCCCCGGGCGUCUCAAAAAGGUCGAGUUUGGGGUCCUGCACGACUUUGCAUACAAAGUGGAUGGAGAUGAUACUCAAGAGCUUGUUGUGUCCACAACCCGCAUUGAGACAAUGUUGGGCGACGAGGCCGUAGCUAUUCAUCCCGAUGACUCCAGAUACACCCACCUGCAUGGCAAGUAUGUUGUACAUCCCAUUUCUGGAAAACGACUCCCUAUUAUUUGUGACCCUGAACUUGUAGACAUGAGCUUUGGAACAGGGGCUGUCAAAGUCACUCCUGCUCAUGAUCCCAACGAUUACGUCUGUGGAAGAAGACAUGGACUCCCCAUUGUAAAUAUCCUUGACAAGGACGGCAAGUUUAAUGCAAACUGCGGAUCAAAAGCUUAUGAGAAUAUGAAUAGGUUUGAUGCUCGUACUAAAAUUGUGGAGGAGCUGAAGGCUCUUGGUGUUUACCGGGGUAAGAAUGAGGAACACGUUAUGCGAUUAGCAAGAUGUUCAAGAUCUAAAGACGUAAUUGAACCCAUGGUGAUGCCGCAGUGGUAUAUCAAGUGUGAUGGUAUGGCACAACGCGCUCUGAAAGAUGCAGAAAAUCAAAAUCUUAUUUUCCACCCUGAUUCAGCAAUCAAGGAGUGGAAUCGCUGGCUCGAAAACAUUCAGGAUUGGUGUAUCUCACGUCAGCUGUGGUGGGGCCACCGUAUUCCAGCAUAUAAACCAAUCUUUGAGGACAUCAAUACCCUUUCGUCUAUAUUUGAUAGUCCUGAGUCUGUAGGCGAUGGCCCAUGGUUUGUGGCAGAAUCUCAAGAAAAAGCAUCGCAACAGAUCCACGAUUUUAUCUCUCGAAAAAACCUACAACAUUUAAAGUACAAGGUUGUCCAGGAUGAAGAUGUUCUCGACACCUGGUUCUCCUCAGGACUUUUGCCUUUAUCUGCUCUGGGGUGGACAGGCCACAAUCUAUUUUCAUCAGGAAGUAAGAUCCCAGAUUACUAUCCGACGACGAUGAUCGAGACCGGAACGGAUAUCAUGUUCUUUUGGAUUGCGAGGAUGGUAAUGCUUUGUACUCAUCUCUCAGAUCAAACCCCAUUUAAAGAUAUCAUGUUUCAUGCCAUGGUUCGUGAUGCCCAGGGUCGUAAAAUGAGCAAAUCUCUCGGGAAUGUAAUCGAUCCUACACAUGUAAUCGAAGGUAUCUCGCUCCAGGACUUGAAAACCACGUUGGAAGGAGGAAAUUUGGCAGCCAAAGAAGUGAAGCGAUCUCAAGCACAGAUGGAGAAGGACUUCCCUAAAGGCAUCAAGGCUAGUGGAGCAGAUGCAUUACGUUUUGCGCUGAUAACAUCAACGCAGCAGUCUCGACAGAUCAACUUAGAUUUGUCGAAUGUCACAUCUGCACAGCACUUUGCAAACAAACUGUGGAACUUAUCUGUGUUUUCUAGAAUGCGCAUAAAAGAAUUCGACUUUACAUACACGACCACAUCUGAGACCGUUAUCGCCCAAGGCUUAACAGAGCUUAGGAGAGCUAAUUCUGGUCAGCAACAACAGGGUGGGUUGACGCUUGUGGAGCGGUUCAUCAUGUCUCGUCUCGCUGAUACAGUUUCAAGAGUAAACUCUAGUAUGGAGCAACUUGAACCUUCGCUUGCAACAGAAGCACUGAGAAAAUUUAUCAUCCAAGAUUUAUGUGAUGUCUAUGUUGAGUUUAUCAAGCCCACUUUGUCCUCGUCGGGCGAGUCAGCACUUCAACAGAAGCCUAGGAUUUUCAAGGUGCUUCAAACGUGCCUUGACGCUUCAUUAAGGAUGAUGCAUCCAUUCAUGCCCUUUGUUACUGAGGAAUUGUGGCAAAAAAUGCUUCCAGUUACGGCGCCUCAGAAUGCCUCUAUCAUGACUUCGGUUUUCCCAUCCGAUCAAGAACUUCAGAUUUGGAAGGAUGAGGCCGCAGAACGAGAUAUGGAAAUCAUAUUGGGUCUGAUUCAGGGUUCGCGCUCUUUGCGUCAGGGUCACCAAGUACACGUGUCUAAAGAAUUGCCUAUCACAAUUUGGACAAGUGAUAUAUCUCUUCUUGCCAAAGAUAGUGCACUUCAGCAGAGCCGUGCCUACCUUUCGCACUUCAUGCGUGCGAAGGGCGAGAUCACAUUUAUUGAUGGAUCAACACCAACAUCCACUUCGAGUUUGAGGACGAUGGUCGACGAACAAACUGAUCCCCUUGUAGCUCACUUAGUAUCACCGCAGGUCAAAUUACUUAUACCUUUAUCUGCAAUUCAAAAAGCUAUUGAAUCUGCGGAACCUGCAGAGUCAUCAUCUUCGUCUUUUGCAGUUGGCAAUCGCCAAAAGCAACAGCAAGACCUUCAACGUCUAGAGAAGAAAUUGACAGAAGUGCACGAUAGCCUCGAAAAGCUAGCAUUACGCAUGGCAAAGCCAGAGUAUCUAGAAAAGGUACCUGAGCGUCAGAGGAUGACCGAUAAGAAGCGUAAACAAGACUUGCUGUCUCAAGAAGAGCAUUUACAAGCGAGCAUGAAAACACUGAUGGCGGCUCAGAAAGCGGUUUAAGCCAACCAACCAAAUAAAAUAGAGAAAAGGACUAGUCAUUUUAGGGUAUUUUCUACAGCACUUUAAACACUUUAAACGUUUAUUUGGAGGCAAAAGAAUAGAACGACCUAAACUUUGGUUUCUACUGAUCAGUUAAACAAUGGCUCUAUCAUUGUGCAGAUCCAAGCACUGUACUUUUUUUUUUUUUUCCUAU